This is a messenger RNA of Callithrix jacchus (white-tufted-ear marmoset), 7992 nucleotides long. NCBI's taxonomy places the organism in Eukaryota, Metazoa, Chordata, Mammalia, Primates, Cebidae. The record is from RefSeq and is a predicted model, not a curated record.
AGAAGCUCUUGGAGGCGGCUGUGAAUUAAGUUGCUUAUUAAUUCAUUUAGUCUUGACCUACAUAUGGUUGAAUAAUCACAGGGCCAUCUGUCCUCCUUAAUUAACAUGCAGAGAUGAAGAGAUUUCUUUCUACCUUCUGUGGAUUGUGUGUGAAUCCUGUCAAGAGGGCCCCAAAACGACUGCUGCCAGAGUCCUGGCAAUUGCUUAUAAGUGAAACCAACAGCUAAUGGGGAGGGCUUUUGUUGUUUUCGCUUGUUUUGUUUUUUUUUUAAAAAGCCCUCCUGUUGUGACUAGCCCUUGCUAUUUCACCAGCCAAAGGCACUCUCAUAAAUGAAUCAGCAAUAGUAUAUUUCCUUUCAGGUUUGGAAGAUAGAAUGAGAGGCUUUCCCAGAUGCCUGUGAGUUUCAUCUCUCACAGGCUUCCAGGCUUCUCACGAGGUCCUCACCCUUGGCCGUGUGAAAUAGACGGAUUUAAACAGUGUAUUUUAGAGCACUACUUCUUGGUUGUUGACAUGAAGUGCGAUGGGUUAAGAAGCUGUCAACUAAAACCAGACAAACUCUUACUGAUGAACCUUGGAGUAUCUGUGAACUUUUAUGACCAGAAAUUUCCACUUAACAGUUAUCAGAGACCUGACCAGACGCUUGAUAGCCCUUGGGAUUGAUGAUCAAUAGUUGCGUGAACGAUAAUAGCUUCUGUGUUAGAGUGCUUCACAGUACACUAAAACCUGUUCAUACACUUUAUGUCACUUGAGCCUCAAUAUAUCUCUGUGAGGUAGGCAGAGCAGAUAGUAUAAUCCCCAUUUUACAGAUCAAUGAAAAUAAAAGCAUGAGUAAACAGAGCCUUAGAAAGCUAAGAGAAUUGUUAAGGCCCACUGCUAUUAAGUGUAGAGUCAGGACUAGAAUUCUGAUGCUGGUCCCUUAGUGCAUUGCUGUUUUCAAUACUGUACCCUGUUGGAGUUUUCAUACAUCCCUUAAUUACAGUGCCAUAUGCCAUGUCCAUUUAGCUGUAAUUUGACCACAAGCAGCAAUACACUGCUAAGAUUGCAGGGUGGACCAAUCUGACCAAACACAUUGAGUGGGAUCUUGCCAGAGGUGGAGAACUGUGAGAUAAUCUGAGUGUUGAGUUUCCCCUUUUUCUCUUGAAUGUAUCCACCACAUACUCAAUCCAUCUGCAUAAAAAUGAUGACUACCAAAACAAUCUUGAAAAAGAACAAGUCGGGAGAUUCGCACUUCCCAAUGUCAAAACUUACUACAAAGCUACAGUAAUCAAAAUAGAGUGGUGCUGGCAUGGAGAGAGACAUAUAGACCAAAGGAAUAGAAUGGUGUGUCUAGAAAUAAAUACUCACAUAUACAGGCAUGCAUCAUAUGAUGACACUUUGGUCAAUGAUGAACUGCAUGUACAACAGUGGUCCUAUAAGAUAAUGGGGCUGGGUCAGGUGCGGUGGCUCACACCUAUAAUCCCAGCACUUUGGGAAGCUGAGGUGGGCAGAUCACCUGAGGUCAGGAGUUCAAGACCAGCCUGGCCAACAUGGUGAAACCUUGUCUCUACUAAAAAUACCAAAAACUAGCCAGGUGUUGUACCAGGUGCCUGUAAUCCCAGCUACUCAAGAGGCUGAGACAGGAGAAUCAUUUGAACUCGGGAGGCCAAGGUUGCAGUCAGCCAAGAUUGUGCCAUUGCACUCCAGCCUAAGCAACAAGAGCAAAACUUCAUCUCAAUAAUAAUAAUAAAGUAAUGGAGCUGAAAAAUUCCUAUUGCCUAGUGAUGUCACAAUGUCAUGACAUUACUCACGUGUUUGUGGUAAUGCUGGUAUAAGUAAACACACCUACAGUGCUGCCAGUCAUAAAGGUAUAGCACAUACAAUUAUAUACAGUGCAUAGUACUCACCAAUAAACAACCGUGCAACUGAUUUAUAUAUUUAUUAUACUUUUCAAUUAUUAUUUUAUAGUUUACUCCUGCUUAUUAAAAAAAAAACAAAACUGUAAAACAGCCUUCGGCAGGUCCUUCAAGAGGUAUUCCAGAAGAAGGCAUUUUUAUCAUAGGAGACGACAGCUCCAUGUGUGUUGCCCCUGAAGACCUUCUGGCAGGACUGGAUGUGAAGAGGAAGACAGUGAUAUUGAUGAUCCUCACCCUAUGUAGGCUUAGGCUAAUAUGUGUGUGCCUUAGUUUUGUUUUUUUUUUUUAACAUUAAAAAGUUAAAAAAAUAAAAAGAUUAAAAAGAGAGAAAAGCUUACAGAAUAAGAAUAUAAAGAAAGCAUUUUUGUCUUAGUUUUUUAAAGUGUAAAAAGUUAAAACAAAAAUUUUAAAAAUAGAAAAAAGCUUACAGAAUAGGGAUAUUAAAAAAACUCUCUGCACAACUGUUUUUGAAACUAUUUUUGUAUAAUGUGUGUGUUUUCUUUUUUUUUUUUUGAGACAGAAUCUUGCCCUGUUGCAGAGGCUGGAGUGCAAUGAUGUGAUCUUGGCUCACUGCAACCUCUGCCUCCUGGGUUCAAGCGAUUCUCCUGCCUCAGCCUCCUGAGUAGCUGGGAUUACAGGUACCUGCCACCACGCCCAGUGAAUUUUUUGUAUCUUUAGUAGAGACAGGAGUUUCACCAUGUUGGCCAGGCUGGUCUUAAACUCCUGACCUCAUGAUCCACCCACCUCAGCCUCCCAAAUGCUGGGAUUACAGACAUAAGCCACCACGCUGGCAAAUGUGUUUGUGUUUUAAGCUGUGUUACUACAAAAGUAUCAAAACAUUAAAAAAAUGGAAAUAGCUAUAAAUUUAAAAGUUACAAUAAACGAAUGUUAAUUUGUUGAAGAAAGAAAAAUGUAUUUUAUAGAAGUGUAGCCUAAGUGUACAGCAUUUAUAAAAUCUGCAGUAAAGUAAUAUCUAGGCCUUCACAUUCACUCACCACUCACUCACUGACUCCCUUAGAGCAAUUUUCAAUCCUGCAAGCUCCAUUCAUGGUAAGUGGCCUAUAUAGGUGUACCAUUUUUAUCUUUUAUACCAUAUUUUUAUGGUACCUUUACCAUAUUUCCUGCACAUAUGAGUCUACUUUUAUGAGCUACUUAGAAAAGGCAAGUUCAGAGACAGAACCUAGAUCAGAGGUUCCCAUCUAGAUGUGCUUAGAUACACAAAUGCUUACCUGUGUUACAGUUGCCUACAGUAUUCAGUAGAGUAACAAUUGUGCAGGUGUGCAACAUAGAAGCAAUAGCUAUACUGUAUAAGCUGGGUGUAUAAGAGGCUAUACCAUUCAGAUUUGUAUAAGUACACUCUGUGAUGUUUCCACAAUGAUGAAAUUGCCUAAUAACCAUUUCUCAGGACGUAUCCCUGUUGUUAAGCAACAUAACAGUUAAUUUUUGACAAGAGAGACAAGACCAUUCCACGGGGAAAGGAUCACCUAGUCAACAAAUGGUGCUGGAAAAACUGGAUAGCCACAUGCAGACAAUGGAGUUGGACCCUUAAUUAUACCAUUUACAGAAAUUAAGUCAAAAUGAACCAAAGAGCUAAAUUUAAGACAUAAAUUAUAAAACUCUUAGAAGAAAAUCUAGGGAAAAUCUUCAUGACCUUGAAUUUGACAAUGGUUUUUUAAGUAUGUCAACAAAAGCACAGGCAACAAAAGAUAAAAAUAGAUAUGAGACUUCAUCAAAAUUAAGAACUUUUGUGCAUCAAAAGAUACCAUAAAGAGAUGAAGAAAACCAAAUAAUGGAAGAAAAUAUUUACCAAUCACAUACCUGAUCAGGGAUUAGUAUCCAGAAUAUAUAAGGAACUCCUAUAGCUCAACAACAACAAAAAAACUCAAUUCAAACAUAGAUAAAGGACUUGAAUAGGCAUUUCUCCAAAGAAGAUAUAUGAAAGGCCAAUAAACACAUGAAAAGAUGCUCAACAUUAGGGAAAUACAGAUCAAAACCUAAAUGAGAAACACUCACUUGAGUUAUUCCCUAAUGACUAAUGGGCUUCUUUUUAAACUCCUCUUGCUAUCAUUCCCAGUUGAAUGGGCUAUUCUAAAACAAACAAAACAAAAUCAGAAAAUAACAAAUGGUAACGAUGUGGAGAAAUUAAAACCCUCACAUGUUUCUGGUGAAAUAUGAAUGGUGCCUCCUAUAUUUUGGCAGUUCCUCAGAAUGUUAAACUUAGUGUUACCAUAUGGCCAGCAAUUUCACUCCUAGGUCUGUGUUUAAAAGAAUUGAAAACAGGAACUCAAACACAUACUUGUACACUAAUGUUAGCAUUAUUCACAAUGGCCAAAAGAUGAAACAACUCAAGUACCUAUUGACAGAUGACUGGUUAAGCAAAAUGAAGUCUAUCCGUACAAUAGAUAUUACUCAGCCAUAAAAAGGAAUGGAAUUCUGAUACACACAACAACAUAGAUGAGCCUUAAAAACAUGCUACACAAAAGAGCCCAGACAUGAAAGGAAUAUUUUAUGAUUUCUAUUUGUAAAAAAAGCAAUUAUUUUGGGUACAUAUGAUUCCACUUUUAUGAGGCACUUUAGAACAGGCAAGUUCAGAGACAGAACCUAGAUUAAAGAUUACCGAGGGAAUGUGGGAAAGGGAAAUGGGCAUUGUUGCUUGAUGUGUAGAGAGUUUCUGUUCAGGAUGAUGGAAAAGUUUUGGAAACAGGGAGCAGUGAUGGCUGCACAAUGUUGUGAAUGUAUUUAAUCCCACUGAAUUGUACAUUUAAAAUGGCAAAUUGUAUGUUAUAUAUAACAUUUUACCACCAUAAAAACAGAUUUAAACAUAAUUUUAAAAAAUUACAGACUACGUAACUUCACAGAGAUAGAGAAGCAGAAAUUCACACUAUUCAGAAAAUAAUCAUAAAGCUAGCUGGAAAGAAGGGGACAGGUCAUGACUGACUGAAUCCAAGAGGAGUGAAUUGGAGACAGCUUCAAGGAAAACGCUGUGGAGUAAGAAGGGAAAGAGCAAGAGUGUUUAGCGGACUCCAUGGGGAAAGCUUUUAUGUACUUUUCAUUCCAUCCUCAUGGCAAUUUUGUGUGGUAUGUCUUGUUAGUACCCUAUUUCAUAUGAGGGAACAGAACCUUAAGUUAAGUAAGUCACUUCCUCAAGGACUCACCCAGUGAGUGCGGAGCCAGAAAUCAAAACCCGGUCUGUCACUUCCAGAACCCACAUUGUGGUUAUGUUCAUCUCAACCCUUUUGGUUAAGAAUUGGAACAGAGCCAGGCGCAGUGGCUCACGCCUGUAAUCCCACCACUUUGGGAGGCCGAGGCGGGGUGGGUCUUCUGAGGUCAGGAGUUUAAGACCAGCCUGGCCAAUAUGGUGAAACCCCGUUUCUACUAAAAAUACAAAAUUAGCGGGGCAUGGUGGCAUGCGCCUAUAAUCCCAGUUACACGGGAGGCUGAGGUAGGAGAAUCGCUUGAACCUGGGAGCCGGAGGUUGCAGUGAGCUGAGAUCAUGCCAUUGCACUCCAUCAUGGGUAAAAAGAGCAAAACUCUGUCUCAAAAAACAAAACAACAACAACAACAAAAAAACUCUAUUAUGGCUUCCAGCGGGGUCCCGGUGAGCGCUGCCGGCUCUGCUAAGGAAACCCCCGAAAUACCGGGCAACGUGGGAGAUUGGCUUUGGGGCGUCUACCGCUUUGCCACUGAUAGGAAGGACUUCCGGAGGAACUUGAUCCUCAAUUUGGGACUCUUUGCUGUGGGAGUUUGGCAGGCCAGGAACUUGAGUGACAUUGACCUCAUGGCACCUCAGCCAAGGGUGUAGCCAAGUAGACAAAUGGAAUCCUGUGCUGAACCUGAAUCUUCCAAAAAACAGCCUACAAUCUGUGACCAUCACAAGAUGUGCCCGGAUGGCAGCUGAAGUUUGGUUCAGAUGGGCACUUUCCUUUUCCUUAUCCCUGCCUAGUUUCCUUUUGUUCCUUGAGUCCACGCAAAAUUCCAUUCUCUGGUCAGCAGACAGGUUUAAGCUAAAGUAUUGCCUCUGUUCUGUAAAGUUCUAUACAAAGUUCCUAAGCUUCUCCAGGGGUGAUCUUUGUUCUUGUCCUGAGAAAUAACAAUGCGAUUUUAACAAACAUUUGAAAUAAAUACUGCACACACACACACACACACACACACACAAAAGAACUGGAACAAUAUCCACCCCACAGAAUUGUUGUGAGCGUUAAAUUAGAGGUAAUUUUUAAACUGGGAAGUUCUGAAUAUAACAGGAUUUUUGCAUUUUUUUUUUUUUGAUGCUUUAUCCUCUACGCCCCCAUUGGAGGCUGAGACCCUUUUUUUUUUUUUUAACAGCCCUCUGUACCAUAGUAGAUUGUUCAACAAUCUGUGUGUUUCACAAUGGCAAAAACUCUUUUUUAUUCAUUGUUAAAAAGGUACAUGUUUCUUUUCUUUUCUUUCUUUCUUUUUUUUUUGAGAUGGAGUUUUGCUCUUGUUGCCCAGGCUGGAGUGCAGUGGCACAAUCUCGACUCACUGCAACCUCUGCCUUCCGGGUUCAAGCGAUUCUCUUGCCUCAGCCUCCCAAGUAGUUGGGAUUACAGGCACGCGCCACCACACUGGCUAAUUUUGUAUUUUUUGUAGCGAUGGGGUUUCACUAUCUUGGACAGGCUCGUCUUGAACUCUUGACCCCAGGUGAUUUGCCCACCUUGGCUUCCCAAAGUGCUGGGAUUACAGGCGUGAGCGACUGCGCCUGGCCCUAAAUGUUUUUUGAGUGAAGGUGAUGUUUGAGUAGAAUUUUGAGAUGAAAAACAUGGAAGAAAGGAUGGGCAAGGAUCACUAUAACAACUGCAUUUGAAGGACAGACAGGCUGCUCAUUGCAGUGAGGGCCAGGGCUGGCCUAUCAUGAAAUGGGGACGAAGAGAGUUGAGGUUUGGAAACAGUGAGAAAUUUUACUCUGAACAGCCUUUGGGACUCAAUAUAGAAUUCUGGGAAAGAGACGGAUCUCUGGAGAACAUGGGUGACCUCACCGUGUAAAGGAAUCUUUACAUGGGAAAGAAAUGAAAAUCAGCAACAAGAUCAGCAUUCUGAACUAGAACAGUGGUUGCCAGGAGGGGAAACGGGAUUUUGAGGAGUUGGCAUCAAACAUUGUGUCCGUAUGUAUUAUUCCAAAAGCUUCCUGAAUCCCUACUAUACCAAAUGGUAUCAUUGCACCCUCAUGGUCCUCACCGUCAUCAACGCUAUUAAUCCUCAGUUACAGCAAUAAUAAUCAUGGUAGCAAUGAAUAUGCCAUGAGAGCCUACUGGGUGGAAACCACUAACAAGAGCUAAAAACAAAAGUUUAAGCAUUUUCUUUCUUUUUUUUUUUUUUUUUGAGAUGGAGUUUUGGUCUUCUUGCUGAGGUUGGAGUGCAGUGGCAUGAUCUCGGCUCACCACAACGUCUGCCUUCUAGGUUCAAGCAAUUCUCCUGCCUCGGCCUCCCGAAUAGCUGGGAUUACAGGCACCUGCCACCACACCCAGCUAAUUUUUUAAUUUUUAGUAGAGACAGGAUUUUGCCAUGUUGGCCAGGCUGAUCUCGAACUCCUGACCUCAGGUAAUCCACCCACCUUGGUCUCCCAAAGUGCUGGGAUUACAGGCAUGAGCCUCUGCACCUGACCUAAGUUUCUGCUUUAAAAGUAUCUAAAAAGGCACUAGAUCCUCCUACCACCCUCUAACUGGUCCUCUGAUGCCAGACUCUAUUUUCUUAAAUGUCAUGUAAAUAAUGUCAUUCAGUGUUGCUGAAAAGAAAACAUCGUAACUCCUUAGCAUUUAGGCCUUCCAAAUUGGGAUCUUAAUAUAUUUUUUAAAUAAUUUUAAUUUUUCUUAGAGUAGAUUUUACAUUCACAUGGCUCAAAAAAGCACCUAGGUAUAUGGUGAAAAGUCUUCCUUUCCAUUUUUCUCACAGUUCCCCCAUUUGUUUCCUGAGUAACCUUCAGGAGGGUUUCUAAAUAUGUCUUUUUAUUAUUUCCCACACCACCCACAUGGUUUUCCCAUCAGAUCAUCCCGUCUCUGAAUAUGCCUUUGCUGUUCUUCUUCCUGCCUGUAAAAUACUCCUUCUACCUGACUAUUAAUCUAUUAAACCAAGAAAUAUCCA